AUGGCAUCGUCGGUAGAACCAGAACCGUUGCCUGAACCGGUGGCAGAACAAACAAUGGAAACACUAAGCGAAGAUUGUGUGUUUGAAAUUUUCGAUCGACUGCCGACCAAAUAUUUGUAUCAGAUUGGUCAGUGUCAUCCAUUCAUAUCUGAAACGUGUACGCGAUUCUUCGAUUUGGCAUCAAUUCAGUAUCGACGCCAGCAUCCAGAAAAGUUUGUGUGUUUGACGGUGAUUGACGAUAAAAUUGUUUUGCUGCCCAAUGAAUACGAUGUCAAAUUGUUUGGUCGCAAAUUUCUCAACAUUAUGAUUCGUGGGGAUGGUCGAAAUUGUCGUUGGGAAGACGCAUUGCUUCAAUUCAUCUUGGCCAAUUGCAGUGCCAGCCUGCAGAUGAUUCGCUUCGAAAAGGCUAUGCUAAAAAGUGUUCAGCUGAAAGCAAUGCACCAUAUGUUUCAUCGUCUAGAAACGGUGGUUCUUCAUGAAUGCGGUAUGACUGACGACUUCUAUGACAGUUUGUUGAGCGCGUGUCAUCGAUUAAAGCAUAUUAUUAUCAGCGAUUCGUACACAAUCAUCGAUCCGGUUGGCAGUAAAUGGAUGCAAAUGAAAUAUCCGCUGUUGGAAACAGUACAAAUUUCUUCAAUCACCAUGUUGCCAUAUCAACGUGAAGUAUGGGUGAGAUUCUUUCGCCAAAAUUCACAAAUCAAAAGCUUUGCAUGUGACCACUGGUAUUCAAUCGAUGCUAUGGAUCGUCCAAUCAAAAUUAUCGCCUCAAAUGUCCCGAAUCUCAAUCGAUUGUUCAUUUCAUUGCGUGGUAUUGGUCAUUUGAAUAGCACGUAUUACGAUCUAUCUGUGCUGUGUGAAGCCGCUCAAUUCCAAAGACUUGAACUACAGUUCAACGGCAACACUGGCUGUCAUUAUUUAAUGCGCCAUGCAAAAUUGCUCGCCAAGAUAAAACCAUUCCAUACACUUCAUCUGAGCGAUAUGGCACUGACGAAGGACAUUUCUCAAGUUAUCAUCAGCUUGGUCAAUUUGAAGCGAUUGAACUUCGUGAAAAUCACGUUCAGCACCGAAUUUGCUGAGACCGUAUCAAGUGGACUGCCCAAUUUGGAAGUGAUUUACAGCGAUGAACCAAACGAUUUUACGCCAUUCAUCCGAAAUGCGCCGAAGCUCACGAAGAUCGAAUUGGCCGACACCGAAUUCGGUGCACUCAACCUGGGAUGGGGAAUGCUUUGGUUAAACGAUGAACGAACCAAAAUUACCGGCGCAUGCCCGAUUACCAUCUACGUCAAGAGCAUUUCGAUGGAGGAUGCAGAGCAUUCAGUCAUUUCAAUCGGAAUAAUCGCCAUCAAACCCAUGCCAAAAGACAAACAUUUACUCACUAAAGUUGGAAAUUCUUUUGUUGAUUAACGAACUAAAAUGGGAAAACCCUUUCAUUCUUCAUUUGUUUUUAAAUGUCGAUUUGUUAAAUCAAACCGAUUUCAAUGUUGAUGGACACAGGAAAAACAAAUAAAGGAAUUUUAUUCCAUAAUUCACUUGCAAA
Messenger RNA from Sitodiplosis mosellana (orange wheat blossom midge), 1537 nucleotides. RefSeq lists its product as uncharacterized. NCBI's taxonomy places the organism in Eukaryota, Metazoa, Arthropoda, Insecta, Diptera, Cecidomyiidae. The transcript is spliced from 3 exons. The coding region runs from base 1 to 1404 and encodes 467 amino acids. The record is from RefSeq and is a predicted model, not a curated record. Gene Ontology annotation, molecular function: protein binding.